GCUUUGAAUAUAUGUCGGUAUGUACAAAUAGCAUACAAUCGAAAUGUAUACCAAGUCCAUAUGAAAAUAUUGAUCUUGACUCAAUUGGGUAUCUAUUUAGUACCAUUAGUUGGUUUUAUUGUCGAAUUUCUUUUUGGUUGGACUAAGAUAGAAGAGCUUAUUGAAGAUAAUUGUGACGUAUUUUAUACAAAUAUCUAUAUUCAAGUAUUUAAUACAAUUUUCGGAUAUGCAUUACCAAUGCUUCUGAACGUAUUGGUGAUUUUUGCUAGUGUUCGUCGUGUUCAUUUAACAUCAACUUUACAACCGGCACAACAUUAUGUUUCCGCUCGUGAAAAAUAUCAUCGUUCAUUAGUCAUCCAGUUUCUUUGUUUUUAUCUCAUUUGGGGUACACUUUGGUCACCAUAUGUUAUUAUGUCUCAAAUAUCAUUUAGUAAAGAGUAUGCGAUGUAUACUGUUUUGCUACUCAGUUUUAUUCAAAUAGCAUUUGAUCCAAUAAUUAUUGCAGCUUUAGAUGUUCGUUUUUGGCAUGAAUGGAAAAAAAUCUGGGUUCCUAUAUAUAAUACUAUAUUCUUCAAUCGAGCAAAUCGUAGACGAAUUCAACCUUUAACAGUGAAUCCCAAUUAA
Rotaria sp. Silwood2 is the source of this 624-nucleotide messenger RNA. The record is from the annotation of a GenBank genome assembly. NCBI's taxonomy places the organism in Eukaryota, Metazoa, Rotifera, Eurotatoria, Philodinida, Philodinidae.